Heterocephalus glaber (naked mole-rat) is the source of this 674-nucleotide messenger RNA. Lineage: Eukaryota; Metazoa; Chordata; Mammalia; Rodentia; Bathyergidae. The record is from RefSeq and is a predicted model, not a curated record.
CGCGAGCGGAGCAUUGUGGGAUGGCGUGGCGGCCUCUGCGGUCCUCCUUCUUGGCUUGUAGCUCUGGAUUUUUAGAGCAUGUAUUCUCAGGAUGAAUGGCAGUAGAGCCAAAUGGUCAAUGAGGGCCAUGGGGAAUGGAGUUGGACUUGAGACAGCCAGAGAUCACCACGGGACAAAGAGCAGGACUCGAAUUCACUGCCAUGUCUUCUGAAGAGGGGAAGCUUUUCGUCGGCAGGCUCAACUUCAACACCAAUGAGCAGGCUCUGGAAGACCACUUCAGCAGCUUCGGGGCUAUUUCUGAGGUGGUUGUUGUCAAGGACCGGGUAACUCAGCAAUUGUGGGGGUUUGGCUUCAACACCUCCACCAAUCCAGAGCAGGCCUCAGAUGCCAUGAGGGCCAUGAAUGGAGAGUCCCUGGAUGGUCGCCAGAUCCGUGUGGACCACGCAGGCAAAUCUGCCCGGGGCACCAGAGGAGGGAGUGCCUUUGGGGCCCAUGGACUCAAUUGCAGCUACUCUAGAGGCGUUGGGGACCACGAGUAUGGGAGUGGCAGGUAUGUCAGUCGACCUGGAGGAUAUGGAUAUGGAUAUGGGUGGUCCAGCGACUGUAGUGGCAGAAGCCAGGGUGGUUUUGACUGCUAUUCAGGAGGGAAUUACAGAGACAAUUACGACAACUGA